AUAUAUUGUCAGAUAUUCAAAUGUAUUGUCAGAUAUAAAGAUAUUAUGUCAGAUAUUCAUAUAUAUUGUCAGAUAUUCAAAUGUACUGUCAGAUAUAAAGAUGAAUUGUCAGAUAUUCAGACAUAUUGUUAGAUAUUCAAAUAUAUUCAGAUAUUAUGUCAGAUAUUCAGAUAUAUUGUUAGAUAUUCAAAUGUAUUGUAGUAUAUUGUCAGAUAUUCUGAUAUUAUGUCAGAUAUUCAAAUUAUUCAGAUAUAUUGUCAGAUAUUCAAAUUAUUCAGAUAUAUUGUCAGAUAUUCAGAUGUACU
Molecule: messenger RNA, 305 nt
Organism: Sphaeroforma arctica JP610
Lineage: Eukaryota; Ichthyosporea; Ichthyophonida
Exons: 2
Source: RefSeq, a predicted model, not a curated record